Molecule: messenger RNA, 528 nt
Organism: Nerophis lumbriciformis (worm pipefish)
Lineage: Eukaryota; Metazoa; Chordata; Actinopteri; Syngnathiformes; Syngnathidae
Source: RefSeq, a predicted model, not a curated record
AUGUCCAGCAAGGCCACCCUCGCCUUGCUCAUCUGCGGCUUGAUCACACAGCACAGCAGCAACGCGGCACACGUCAACCUCGGAUUUCCACAUGUUACACUGGAAGGCGAAGCGUACGACGAGGACGGCAACUCUCUACCGUCUUUGGAUUACGAGCGUGAGCAGAUGGAGGUGAGGAGCCCCCCGACGGGGACGCAAGACCUCUACUCCCUUUAUUACCCACCUGCCGACCAAAGGAUGGAAAGGCACGCGGACGGCAUGUUCAACAAAGCAUACAGAAAAGCGUUAGGUCAGUUGUCGGCCAGGAAGUAUCUUCACUCCUUGAUGGCCAAGCGCGUCGGCGUGGGCAAGGCGUCGGACGAGAUCGGCGAGCCGCUGUCCAAGCGCCACUCGGACGGCAUCUUCACGGACAGCUACAGCCGCUACCGCAAGCAGAUGGCGGUCAAGAAGUACCUGGCGGCCGUGCUGGGGAAAAGGUACAGACAGAGAGUUAGGAACAACAAAGGACGCCGGCUGGCUUUCUUGUAG